This is a messenger RNA of Vicia faba (fava bean), 852 nucleotides long. The record is from the annotation of a GenBank genome assembly. Lineage: Eukaryota; Viridiplantae; Streptophyta; Magnoliopsida; Fabales; Fabaceae.
AUGAUUGUAUCUGGGUUGAGUGCUACUCUCUCAAGAUGCCCCCAACUACCUCCUCGUGGCCUAGAAUCACGCCGUGUUCGGGUCAGCCCUUUUUCUGUUGCUCGUAGUUGUAUUAUACAAGGGACUCAUUUUCCUGGAGUUGAAAGAACAAGUUUUUCAUCUCUUAGGAUAAAAUGCAAUAGACCACAGGUUCAAUUGGUUACAAGUGCUAUGGAUGCUUCAUUUGGUGAUACUUCAAAUGAUUCUACGGCUGUUUUCCCAAGAAUUAGUGUGAGUGAUCCGUAUAAACGACUUGGAAUAAGCAAGGAAGCUUCUGAAGAAGAAAUUCAAGGAGCUAGGAACUUCCUGAUCCAAAAAUAUGCAGGGCACAAGCCAAGUAUAGAUUCAAUUGAGUCAGCUCAUGACAAAAUAAUCAUGCAGAAAUUCUAUGAGCGUAGAAACCCAAAAAUUGACUACAAGAAAAAAAUUAGGGCAGUCAAUCAAUCCCGAUUUGUUCAGGCUGUCAGAGGCAGAUUUCGCAUUCCAUCCACCAUAUUCAUUAUAAAAACUUCACUGGCAUUUUUGUUACUUGGUGUUCUGACUGUUUUCUUUCCAACUGAGGAAGGGCCAACACUUCAGGUAGCAUUAUCUCUGAUUGCCACAACGUAUUUCAUAUAUGAUCGGCUGAAGAGCAAGUUAAGAGCUUUGUUUUAUGGGGUUGGAGCAUUUAUCUUUUCGUGGCUAUUGGGAACCUUCUUGAUGGUGUCUGUAAUUCCUCCUAUUCCUAUAAUUAAGGGACCAAGAGCAUUUGAAGUGAUCUCAUCAUUGAUAACAUAUGUUUUAUUGUGGAUUUCAUCAACCUAUCUUAGGUAA